AUGCAGAGCAUCUCCGGAACCGGUGCUUUGCGAAUCGGAUCAGAAUUCCUUGCCAAGUACCAUCCGACAAAGGUGGUCUAUCAGCCCACACCCACAUGGGGAAACCAUGUUCCAGUGUUCAAAUUUGCUGGAGUAGACGUGAAGAACUAUCGCUACUACGACAAGAACACAUGUGGAUUCGACGAGGCAGGAGCUCUUGCCGAUAUCGCUGCUAUUCCUAAAGGAUCGAUCAUUCUUCUUCACGCCUGUGCUCAUAACCCUACUGGAGUCGAUCCCUCUAAGGAACAAUGGAAAAAGAUCUCGGAAAUCUGCAAGAAGAACGAGCUGUUCGUCUUCUUCGAUAUGGCCUACCAAGGAUUCGCGUCAGGAGAUGUCGAUGGUGAUGCCUAUGCUGUGCGUUAUUUCAUCGAACAGGGACACAAUAUCUGCCUUGCUCAGUCAUUUGCCAAGAACAUGGGAUUGUACGGACAACGAGUUGGAGCAUUUUCUAAGGAAGCAGCUCGCGUCGCUUCACAGCUGAAGAUCCUCAUCCGCCCUCUCUACUCUAAUCCACCAAUCCAUGGCGCUCGAAUUGUCACGAAAAUUCUCAACAAUGCAGCUCUGCGUAAGCAAUGGCUUGUCGAUGUGAAAGGUCUGCUGGCCAAGGAGGGAUCUAAACGCAAUUGGCAGCACAUAACUGAUCAAAUUGGAAUGUUCUGCUACACUGGAAUCAAUCCUCAACAGGUAGAAAAGCUGAUCAAGGAGCACUCUGUCUACCUGACCAAGGACGGCCGGAUUUCCGUGGCUGGAAUCUCGUCCAAUAAUAUCGAAUACUUCGCGAAAGCCCUCCAUGAAGUCACUAAAUAG
This is a messenger RNA of Cooperia oncophora, 846 nucleotides long. NCBI's taxonomy places the organism in Eukaryota, Metazoa, Nematoda, Chromadorea, Rhabditida, Trichostrongylidae. The record is from the annotation of a GenBank genome assembly.